Molecule: messenger RNA, 3941 nt
Organism: Tachyglossus aculeatus (Australian echidna)
Lineage: Eukaryota; Metazoa; Chordata; Mammalia; Monotremata; Tachyglossidae
Product: N-acetyllactosaminide beta-1,6-N-acetylglucosaminyl-transferase-like
Exons: 3
Coding region: 52-1254 (400 amino acids)
Biological process (GO): transforming growth factor beta receptor signaling pathway
Cellular component (GO): membrane
Molecular function (GO): acetylglucosaminyltransferase activity
Source: RefSeq, a predicted model, not a curated record
CUUGAUGAUUUCAGUAGCUGAAGGAGGAUUUGUUUUGAAGGAAGUAAAAUAAUGAUCUCUUGGAAGUACCUCUUUGCUAUUACUCUGUUGAGUGUUGUCAUUUUUGUGAUACUGUACACCGGCCAAUUACACCUGGGAAGUUACCAAAGGCUGAAUAUCUCUCGUGAACACUAUAUCUUAGCCCAAGCCUGUAAUGAAGCCUUGGUCGGAAAAAGAGAUUCGCUGUGGGAAAUGAUAUUAAAAUCACCAUUUGGACGAGUCUCUUGCAAAGAAUAUCUAAUUAAAAAUCACUAUAUAACCAAGCCUCUGUCCGAAGAAGAAGCUGCAUUUCCCCUGGCUUACAUGAUGGCCAUCCACAAGGACUUUGAGACCUUCGAGAGACUCUUCAGGGCCAUUUAUAUGCCCCAGAACGUGUACUGUGUUCAUGUCGACGGGAAGGCCCCGGUCGAGUUUAAAACUGCUGUGGAGAAAUUACUGGACUGCUUCCCCAAUGCCUUCCUGGCCUCCAAGCUGGAGUCAGUUGUGUACGCCGGAAUAUCCCGGCUGCAGGCCGAUUUGAACUGCAUGAGGGACCUCGUUGCCUCCGAGACACAGUGGAAGUACCUCAUCAACACCUGUGGGCAAGAUUUCCCCCUGAAGACCAACAGGGAGAUCAUUCAACAUCUGAAAGGGUUUAAGGGCAAGAACAUCACCCCAGGGGUGCUGCCUCCUGCCCACGCUGUGGGACGGACCAGAUAUGUUCACAGGGAGCAUAUAAGCAGUGAGAUGUCUUUUAUGCUGAAGACCCAGCUUUUGAAAACGUCCCCUCCGCACAGCAUGACCAUCUACUUCGGCUCCGCCUACGUGGCUGUCACGAGAGAGUUUACCAACUUUGUUCUCCAAGACCCCCGGGCCAUUGACUUGCUUCUGUGGUCCAAGGACACCUAUAGCCCAGAUGAGCAUUUCUGGGUGACCCUCAACAGGAUUCCGGGUGUCCCGGGAUCCAUGCCAAAUGCAUCCUGGGAAGGGAAUCUGCGAGCGAUAAAAUGGAAUGAUAUGGAGCAGCAGCAUGGAGGCUGUCACGGCCAUUACAUACGGGGCAUUUGCAUCUACGGAACUGGUGACUUAAAGUGGCUUUUUGAUUCCUCCAGCAUGUUUGCCAACAAAUUUGAGCUUAAGUCCUACCCGCUUACUUUGGAAUGCUUGGAACUGAGACUUCGAGAGAGAGCUCUGAACCAAAGCGAGGCUCCAGUAGAGAUUAGCUGGCACUUUUAAUUCACAGCUCCUCCCAACUCAAGGGAAAUGGUGCAGAAAGAAAAAUUCAGAAUAGCCAAUGGCUGUUGUUUUGGAAGAGAGCCCUCCUUUCUAUCUAAACAUUGCCUUUUGUUACACGUCUCACCUAACAGGUUGUCUGCACCUCCAGCACUGAAAGUUUCCAUUAUCCACUGGUUAUAUUGUGAAGCAUAUUCUGUUGUACUUGUACUUUGUCCAUCUAUGGCUACUUCUGUCUCCAGGUUUAGCCUGGCUAUAUUGUCAUAGAUACUUACAUCACAGUUGUAUGUCAACCCUUGUUGUAGUCCUCUCCACACAGUGUACUAGGGGAUAGGAGAAUUCUCCUAAUUUGAAUUUUUUUUGAAAACCAGAAUGGUUACAAAGGUGAAUAUGUGGUUAUAGGCUCAAAGCCACCUAUCUACAAAUUCCGUUGUUUCCUCUAAGCCACAUUGGGCAGCUGAGGAGAUAGAACUCUAGACAUUCCACCAUCUUCUCUCUAAAUCUGUGCUAGUGAACUUUAAGAGUAUCUGUGGAUUUUGAGAAUGAGCAUUACGUGUUCUGGGUUGUUUAGUCAUUGUAUUCUGAAAAAUAGUCAUGGAACAUUCUGGGAAAAGCACUGAAUUUUGCCUUGAAGCAGGCGUGGACAGCUGGGCCAUUUGGGAAAUACAGGGGAGAGCAGUCUCUCCACUGUCAUUAUCGGGCUUUUCUCUUUAAACCCCUCUUCCCCAUUCCCACCACCAUCCCUGGAGACUUCUUGCAGGAAGGGAGAUGAGAUGUGACAAGUCUGCCUGAUAGCAGCUGUGAGAUUGAGAGAGUAUGGUAUCUCCAUUCGUUGUUUUGGAGAUCUGAUGGUUGAAUCUGCCUGGACCUAGAGGGGUCCUUUUGCAUCAGAUUCCAUGAGUUUCUUUUGGCAAAAGGAUCCACAAACUCCCAUUCAAUAUUAUGCUGGGUAUUUGUGCAUUUUGGAAAUGUCAAGAAAAACCUAGAGCAAGGCAGCAGGGCAGUGGGAGCAGCCUUUUGGGGUUUGGAAGAGGACAAAACAUUACAUGUGAAUCAGGCAAAAUAGCUGAUUUUUGGACCCCCCAGAUGUACUCAGAAGUGAGGCUAGUCAAAUCCAACCCCCAGCUAUUUCUCAUUCUUCACAGUGCUAUUCCUGUGAAUGUUUGGUGCUGGAGGGUUUUCGCCCCUGAUUGGUUUAGGUGUGAAAGUUAUUUCCACUGGGGAAAAUAACCACUCCGAAAAAUGGGAUCAACACAACUGUCACCACUAGCCCCUAUGCUUCCAGCCAGGACCGAAAUGAGUGUUUCUGAAUGCUUGUGAGGACCGUUCAGUUUUAAAUGUGAUUUGUGUGUGUGUGUGUGUGUGUGUGUGUGUGUGGUUUUUUUUUAAAUUAAGUACAAUACUAGUUUUCUAGGCCCUCAGAACUCAGUUCUGUGGCCCCUUCCGAUGCUGUCGUGAGGGGAACUUGGAGAGGUGGUUUUAUGUGUUAUGCAGUAAAGUUUUAAGUUUGCCUAACAGGUGGAAACUUCGGUGCUGAGAACAUGCCUAUAGUAGUUGGAGUGUGUCAGUGUCGCUGCUGCUCUGACCCCCUGAAGAGACCACGAGUUGGAAAGAAACAAGGAGAGAGCAGGUCAACAGAAAGGCUCUUAUUAAAAUGCCUUCAUUCCACAUUUCAUCAAGCCCAGGGAUGGCCCAGUUUCCUUGCUGACCAAACCAAUUCAAACCAACAGGGUUAAGGGGCUCUUACAAAGGGUUCAGGUGUAACUGGCUAUGUAGACUGCAGGCACUUCAGCACUGGGAAGUCAAAAUAUGGUUGCGGGGUCUUGAAAGACACUGGAAACCAAGGCAAUUACCUCAGCAUCUGGAAUUACUCCCCUGGGGAAUCCUGGUGUGAUAAUAUUUCAAGACACUCCUGCAGUUCUAGGUCCUGGAAUGUGAUGGAGGUAGACUUACAUCCAGCCAAGGAUUGAGGAGAUCAUAAAAGAAGUAGCCCUUUGGUACAAGCAAAAUACCUACAAUUAGCCAGGGGCUAAUUAGCUACUGUGCUUUGAGUUGUCACAUAUUGAGGGGCUGGCUCAGUUUACUUCCUGAGCCAGAGCCUUCUAAUUGGGUGGGCUAAAACACAUUUACUCAGCAGUCUAUUCUGAGGUAGUUCCGGCGUGGAAUGUAGUCAGAAAAGUUUGAUAAUGUUGUGUAAAUGAUAAUGGUACAUUUCUAGUCUGCUGUAGUAUCUGUCCCAUUAAUCUUCCGGAAUUCCAAGUAUUUUCUUUUUUCUCCUAAAUGUUUACCUUUUUCUUCAGUGUGUUCAUUUGAUCAGUGGUAUUUGUACCACAUACGAAGGGAAAAGCAGAGGUUUUCUUGCUAGCGAAAAACCAAGGCAGUAUAGCCAACUAGGCAGAACCACAUCAAACCAAGAAGUAGCACCCGUAGGGGCAGAAAAUGUAAAUCCAUCAGUGACUAAAGCCACUGGACUGCUCUCCCCUAGCAGUUGGGAGAACCCUUUCAGGUCUAGAAGAUGUUUACGUGUCUACAUAUUACGUGUUUACAUGCUGAGUUAGAGGUUUGCACACCCUUCUGUGGAUAGGGGAAGAGCUGCUGAUUCGUGACCAUUCUGCAGCCUGCCCUGAAAGUACUGCAAAUGUCUUUGUUAAUGAUGUUCUGUGUUCUGUUUUCUUGGAAUAAAUUAAUAU